AACUUUUUAAAAUAACCUCACCUUCACUGUUUACUGAUGUUAGUGGACUGAGUGUUGUUUUUUUUUUUUUGGAUAUUACUUUUUACUUUCUGGACAACUUAUAAUUCAAAGAACGUAUACCUGUUUAUCAAUAAUAUUUGAGAGUAGUCGGCAAUCAUAAGACGCUGUUUCUACAGUUCUGAAUUUCCUUAGUUUUUGAGUAAUUUGAGAGAUGGACCCAUGUUUAUUACAGAAGACUGUUAGGGACAAUAGUACCGAACUUCAAAACUUUAUGUUGGAUCUUAAAAAUUGGGAAGAUGGUGCCAAAAAAAAAGAACAUAAUAUUAUUUAUGGUGUUGAUAAAAAUGAAAAAGACAAGGAAAAAGAAUCUGUGACAAGGGAUGAUGUUACAUAUGUAAAAACAACAUUUGAAGAUGGUUGUCGUCAAAUGAAAAACAAAAAAUGGGACCUUGCAGAGAAGUCAUUUAGCAAUGCUAUUCGAAAAUAUAGCAAAAAUCCAUCAUUUUUCAUAAAACGGGCAAAGUGCUACAUCAAACUGAAGAAGCCUGAUCAAGCUGAAGAAGAUUGCACGAAAGCCCUCUCCAUUGAUCCUAAAAUUUUUAAAGCAAAACUUCAGCGAUCUCAAGCUCGUGAAAUGAAAGGCCAUUUAAGGGGGGCAUGUUUGGAUCUGCAAGAUAUUCUCAUUCUAGAUCCAUCCAAUCAAGUGGCAAAAAAUGCUUUAAACCGUCUAAGACCGCUAUUUGAAGAAUCAUUGCAGGAAGGAGAUUAUCAUCCUUUUGAAGAAGAAGAGGUUUCUAAUAAGACUGGGAUAGGUGACUCAAUUAUUGAAUCCUUAGCUGGAACUGAAGAUUAUGCUGACGAUUCUUCAAAUGAGGAAAUGAUUCAACUUGCAAAUUCUGAAAAAGAAAGGGGUAACCAUUUUGUAAAGUUGGAGAAAUGGAAAGAUGCAUUGGAAUCAUAUUCCAAAGCAAUUGAAUAUAAUCCAAAUGAUCCCAUAUUUUAUGCGAAUAGAGCCCUUUGCUAUCUAAAAACCAAAGAGGAGCACAGAGCUAUUUUAGAUUGUUGCAUGGCUUUGAACAAAAACCCAAGGUAUGUCAAAGUAUACAUGAGAAGAGCUGCAGCAAAGAAAGCUGUUGGUGAUUUGUGGGGUGCACGUUAUGAUGUGAAACAAGUUCUUAUAUUAGAACCCAACAAUAGUCAAGCCAAAAGUGAUUUGGAAGAAUUAAAUGUUCUUAUUGAGAAAAAUAUUCCUCAGAAAAGAAAAGUGCCUUUCUCACCAGAUAUAAAAUAUUGUCCUAAAAAAGGAAAAUCAGAGAAUAUUUCAAUUAAAGAAAAAAAAGAAUUCAAUUAUGUACUAGCAGUAAAAAAACCACCACAUCUCAGAUCAAAGAAGCCAUUACAAAGGAUUCCUAUUAAAUUUAUUGAUGAUGACCCUACUGAAGGAUUGAAAGAACCUGUGCUGAAUUCUCGUUUGAGUAAUUCUGAAUUUCUAGAACCAUCAAAAAAUAUUAUUAACAAAAACCAUGAUAUAAUAGAAGAGAGUCCUAAAAUGUUGCCACAAUUGGAUAAGAUUUUAAAGAUGGAGAAAAAGAAGAUAAUCGAAAUUAAAGAUGAUGAGAAACCAAGUCGAACAAACCAAAAUCAACUUACCAAAGAAGAUUUAACUUCAAAUGGGAUAACCAAAUCUAAUUGUCCCCCGAAAGAUUUUCAAUAUAUUUUACCAAUUAUAAAGAAACCGCAUUUACGAUCAAAGAAACCACUUCAGAGGAUUCCAAUUAAAUUUAUCAUUGGAUAAAUACUUAUGAUUUAUCUCUCGACAACGUGAAAUCCACUAUUGUAGUCUCCUUAAAUCUCUGAACAUUAUAAUUAAUAAAUUUUUAUGAGUUUUUUUUCUGUACUCAAAUGAUGUUCAUUGAGGCUUUUUAUUGAUUGUGUUGAAUUACCUAUUUGCACCAUGUAACCUAUUGCUGAGCAAUAAAAUUAUCAUGCUUCUCACAGCAUGAACGUUAUACAGAACAACAAUGGCUAAUAUUUAAUUAGUUAUCUUUGAUGGUUUUUAUAAAGGAUGAAUUCAACAAACUAGGUAUAUUUUUAGGUUUUCAUCUUUUUAUAUUCAUUUAAUAAGAACCGAUUUGUAAAAACAAAGAUUCUAUUCCUUUAAUAUUUGAACAUCCUCUUAAAGAUACCAUCAUUGUUGAAAUCCCCCUAUGCCGAAAACAAAACCACUCAGAAAUGUUCUCCUAAAUAAUAAUUGAAUAAUUGAAUUGUUGGAUUCGUCCUUUUAACAUAACACUAACAUUAUUAUAUUAAGUGAAAGAGUCUGUUUUUUUUUUUGUUUUUUUUU
This is a messenger RNA of Nezara viridula (southern green stink bug), 2344 nucleotides long. The record is from the annotation of a GenBank genome assembly. Lineage: Eukaryota; Metazoa; Arthropoda; Insecta; Hemiptera; Pentatomidae.